Molecule: messenger RNA, 1395 nt
Organism: Peronospora matthiolae
Lineage: Eukaryota; Oomycota; Peronosporomycetes; Peronosporales; Peronosporaceae
Source: the annotation of a GenBank genome assembly
AUGGAUGGUCUGGAGGCUCAGCCCAAGAACCUAGAGUCGUUGGUUAACAUCCCGUUUCCUAGCACGCUACGAGCUAUGCAAUCCUUUCUCGGGAGCUUGAACUACUACCGUCGCUUCAUUGAGGAUUUCGCGGUGUAUGCCGCGGUGUUGUAUGAGUUAAGAGAAAAGGAUUUCUUCGAGAUCGGCCGAUCUCAGCUUGCAGCAGGAGACGAAUGCUCCAACGAGGGUCGAUGGACGGAAGCCAAGGUUGCUUUCACUAUGCUAAAAGCUAAGAUAGCUACAGCUCCCAUGCUCAAGCAUUUCGACCCAGAUCGGUCCCCCGUAAUUGUGGUCUACGCUAGCAAGUGGGCUGUCUCAGCGGCCCUGAUACAGGAGUACGAUGGCGUUUAUCAUCCGGUUAUGUUUACUAGCCGCACUUUAAAGCCUAAUGAGCUUAACUACGGAACGGUAGAAAAAGAAGUGCUGGCGCUACUUCGUGUGUUGGAUGUAUGCUAUACUACGCUUGCCUCGCGGGAGAUCACUGUACUGACCCGACAUUCUACGUUAGCCUGGUUGAUGCAGUCUCGAGGGCUCAACGGGAGAUUAGGACGGUGGGCUGAUUUGUUGUCAAAUUGGACUAUGGAGGUGAAGAAAUGUGAAAGAGGAGAGGAAGAGAUCCUGGGCAUGUUAGCAGCGAGUAUCACUCCGAGAGGAGAAGUGGAAGAGAUGCUGAUUGCGAUCUCCCCACGAAAAGACUGUCGACUCAAAAUAUCGAUGCCUCCUCCAACGGUGGAAACAGAUGAGGAGUUGCUGGUGGCUAGUUUCGAUGGAUCGGCUAGGAUAAAAGAGAAAGGAGGGUCGUUCAGUGCCGUGAUAUGGAAGUUACCCGAAUGGACGAUCGUGGCGGCCGAAUCGAGAUAUGUUCACGAUCUGACUGUGAAUGAAGCUGAGUAUAAUGGCUUGCUACUGUGCUUUGAGUUACUCGCCGAUCUGGAUAGGGGGCGAGUAAUACUGUGUGGAGAUUCCAGUCUGGUGAUUCGACAGAUGCGCGGUGAGAUCGACUGCAAGGCACCGGGCCUUCAGCUUCUGAGACACAAAGCGUUGGAGAAGCUGCAGUCAUGGCCUAGUCACGAGUUUCUGCAUAUGAAGCGAGAGUGGAAUCAGAGCGCAGAUCGACUAGCCAGCACUGCAUUGCAGAGCGAAAAGGGAAGAACGGUUGUAGCUGAAGAGGAUCGGCAAGAUCUGAAGACUAUGAACCGUCUCGAUGAAUUGUUGAAGCCCAAGCAAGAUGGUCAGCUAGCUCGGGUAACUGCGAUCGCGAGAUCAGCCAGGAGGAUACGUCAUGAACCUGAAGUGAUACAGGAGGGAGAUAGUACAGAGGAUCAGGAUUCAACGAAUUUUCCAAGCUCAAGAUGA